This is a messenger RNA of Phasianus colchicus (ring-necked pheasant), 342 nucleotides long. Lineage: Eukaryota; Metazoa; Chordata; Aves; Galliformes; Phasianidae. The record is from RefSeq and is a predicted model, not a curated record.
AUGUGCUCCCGUGGAUCCUCCUGCCACAGCCACGAGACCUCCUGCCAUGGCUCCCGUUCCUCCUGCCACGACUCGGAGCCCUCCUGCCAUUACACCAUCCAGAGGGUCCCCGUGCCCAAGUACACCUACAUGAAGCCAUGCUGCCCCCCGGUGCAGACCUUCUGCCCCCCAGUGCAGCGUUACUGCCCUCCAGUGAAGCCCUGCUGCCCUCCAGUGCAGCGCUAUUGCCCCCCAGUGCAGCCCUGCUGCCCCCCGGUGAAGACCUGCUGCCCACCCAUCCCUUACUGCCCUCAGUACACCAAGAACAUCUGCAAGCUGCCUCCACCGUGCCCCAAGUUCUAA